Molecule: messenger RNA, 1776 nt
Organism: Brassica rapa (field mustard)
Lineage: Eukaryota; Viridiplantae; Streptophyta; Magnoliopsida; Brassicales; Brassicaceae
Biological process (GO): proteolysis
Molecular function (GO): cysteine-type peptidase activity
Source: RefSeq, a predicted model, not a curated record
GACUUAUCUAAGGUCUCACUUUUUAUCCUCUCUUUCUCUCUCUCUCUCUCUCUUAUUUUUUGGAUGUUGAUCCGAUUGAAUUUGUUUCUUUAUCUCUUUGAUGCUCAUCCGCUUGCCCGUUUCAUUGGAGUUAAGCCCCGCUUGCCGGUUUCAUGGGAGUUAUACCCUGUUCAUCCGCUUGCCCGUUUCAUGGGAAUUUGUUUUGUGCUUCAUAUUUUCUUCUUAAGACUUAUCUGAUGUUUCACUUUUUAUUCUCUCUUUCUCUCUCUCUCUCUCUCUCUCUCUUUUUUGGCUGGUUGAUCCGGUUUAAAUUGUAUCUUUUUCUCUCUGAUGUCUCAUCCGUUUGCCCGUUUCGUGGGAGUUAAGCCCAAACGAACAGGGUUUUAUUCAAUUGAUUAAUUCCAAACCCUUUUCAUUAAGAAACCCGGCCAUGAUAGUUUUAGCCCAUACCAAGACUCUUUUUUUUUUUUAUCGUUUUUUCACUUUUAGGCCCAUUCAUUUAUUUACCCUAGCCCAUGCAUAUAAAAUGAAAAACCCUUUUUCUAAACCUUUAAACCAUCUACGAACGGCGUCUGUUCUUGCCGAUCCACUUCUCAGUUCUUGCCGAUUCACUUUCGGUUUCACAGGUUGUAUGGAUUUUUCAUGGAUCACGAGAAUGCCUCAUUUGCUUUUCCCCGCAAUGAGGCAAUUUGAUAUUUGUUGGGAGACAGUGUCCGUCAGACAUCUUGAGUCUGUCAUGAUGAACAUUUGUUUGAUUCCCCUCACCAGACAGGACAUCAUCGUCUACGUUCCCAAUGAUUGUUUCCUGUCGGAUGGACCUGCCAUUUGUUUAUCUGACAUAUCAGAUUCCAUGGAGUUUACAUGGUUAAAGGAAAAGCCUUAUUUGCUUUGUGCUGUUAUCAAACAAAUAAUGGCGAUUUGCUGGGCAAUAGCGUUUGUCAGACAGCUUGAAUCGGUGUUGAAGAACAAAUGGUUGAUGCCUCUCACCGAACACCUUUCAAUACAGGAUUUCAUCGACCGCAUCCCUAAGCGACGGCUUCGCUCGGAUGGAGCAGCCAUAAGUUUACGAGAGGUUGGUUUUUACCUUCAAAAGUUUGGAGUUCUCCUUGAAAGUGAAUGUCGUCUGGCCUCUCCUGAGCGUAUUUUUGGUGUCAUUAAUCGACGGGAUAAACGUUUAAGGCGGUGCCCUAAGACAGUAGAAGUUCACUCCCUGCGUGUGUACCUUUACAAGUAUAAAGAAGAUGCUUUUAAGGGGUAUGGUAUCUUCCACUCUCGUCUUCAAACUCUGAUUAAAGAGAGUGGUCUUGUUUCAGUAAAUUUUUUGAGUUAUGAGAGCUACUGGCAAGAAAAAGGAAAGGGUAUUUUCUUCCCUACUGACGAGGAAAUGAAUUCUCCUCUGCCGACAUGUGGAUAUGUAAUUCUCGCCGCAGGUUCCUCUCAUGAUGAGAAUGGGAACUUGUAUUAUCUAUGCCAAGAGUCCGGUGGCACUGAAUUUGGUUUUGAUGGCUACUCUAGAGUCUACGCAAAUUUAAUAAAUGCUUAUGUUGAGAUGUCUGCCUGAGAGAGACCAACUUAAAUAAGAACUUCUUUGUGGCUUUGUCUUUACUUGGUUGAAUGGCUACUACUACUACCUCUCAUCAUUUUGUGAUGUUUUUUUUUUGGUUUUCGAGACUUGUCUACCUUUUGGAGAAUUCUGUUAGUCGCUUUGUGUUUUUUUUUUAUUUGUCGGUUUAGUUCAGUCUUCUUCGGUUGAUGAAAUUGAUGGUUAAUGGUGCA